AUGGGAAUAAGAGUCAUUGUAUACCUCGACGAUUUCCUCAUAGCCAGCCAGCAGGAGAACAGCUUAAUAGAAGACACAGCACGCGCCAUAGGUUUCCUAGAAGAGCUGGGAUGGAUAAUAAACAAGAAGAAGUCUUUAAGCCCACCCACUCAUUGCCUUGAAUACUUGGGAAUAAUGUGGGAUACAAAAAGAAACAGAGCCUCUUUGCCAGACAAAAAGAAGGUCGAUUUGAGAAGGAUUCUUGUGAAGAUAACAAAGUCACGAACCUGGAAUUGGAUCACGGGAAAGCGUCUCGUCGGAAAGCUGAACUUUGCUUCGUUCACGGUACCCCUGGGAAGACUACACACAAGACAUCUUCAACGCGCAGCCAAUUGUCUUCCUCAACAUCAGAAGACUCGGAAAUAUCUACUGCCGACAGAAGCUCUACAAGAGUGCUUUUGGUGGCUCAAGAAUCUUCAGAAUGGAAGAGAAAUUUUUACACGUCAGGAGACAAUAUUCAUCACAACAGAUGCUUCAGAAAAGGGCUGGGGUGCUCAAGUCAACGGGUUGCUGUUCAGCGGGCUAUGGACAGAAUACCAAAUUGCAUGGCAUAUAAACCGCAAAGAGCUAUUUGCAGUAUAUCAGGCAUUCCAGAGAGCGCUACCUCAUCUACAGGACCGACGAGUAAUUAUUCAGUCAGACAACAAGACUGUUGUUUCUUACAUACGAAAUCAGGGGGGAACCCGAUCCAGUAUCUUGACAGACCUAGUAGCGAAUAUUCUAGAGCUUGCUUACAAGAACAGAAUAGAGACAUUUGCUCACUACAUUCCGGGUAUUUACAACGAGAUUGUCGACAGCCUAUCACGUCAGAAAUCGCUUGCAGACUGGCACCUAUCAGAUCAAGUGACAAGCUUACUGUUCAAGAAGUGGGGAACCCCCCAAAUAGACCUAUUUGCAACCCCUCUCUCAAGAGUUGUUCCAAUUUAUGUGGCCCGGGACGCGAGGGACAAAGGUGCGGCUUUCAUAGAUGCUUUCAGCAGGACAUGGGACUUCGAUCUAGCCUGGAUGCUCGAAACUUACGCUUGGAGGCUUGGAGGGUACGGGGUGGACCCGUAUAACAGCUACAUGGCCCAAAGAGGACGUCGAGUUAUUAGAAAGUUCAUGGAGGAAAUCUUCUUUGAAGACUUACGCUGCCCCUUGGAAGACAUGGGUAACGAGAUGUAG
Molecule: messenger RNA, 1203 nt
Organism: Helicoverpa zea (corn earworm)
Lineage: Eukaryota; Metazoa; Arthropoda; Insecta; Lepidoptera; Noctuidae
Exons: 2
Coding region: 1-1203 (400 amino acids)
Molecular function (GO): nucleic acid binding
Source: RefSeq, a predicted model, not a curated record